Brassica oleracea var. oleracea is the source of this 1572-nucleotide messenger RNA. Its product is annotated as exopolygalacturonase-like. NCBI's taxonomy places the organism in Eukaryota, Viridiplantae, Streptophyta, Magnoliopsida, Brassicales, Brassicaceae. The record is from RefSeq and is a predicted model, not a curated record. Gene Ontology annotation, molecular function: polygalacturonase activity. The transcript is spliced from 5 exons. Gene Ontology annotation, biological process: carbohydrate metabolic process. The coding region runs from base 226 to 1500 and encodes 424 amino acids.
AUUCCAAAAUAUAAUUUUAAAACGUAUGAAAUCUCUAGUUUUGUAAUAAAAUCUUUAGUUUGGACGAUUGGUCAUACAUUCCACUUGAAGUUGAUAACAUGGGUAAUUUAGAUUUUGUUUCUAAUUUUGUUUUCUGAUUGAGAUUUUGUUUCUAAUUUUCUUUCUUUAAAAGAAAGUCAUAGCCAAAGACAAAGCACACAAAGCUAAGAAGAUUGUAUCACAAAGAUGACUAACUAUAAUUUUAUCAUUGUCGUUAAGUUCUUGGUUACCUUCUUAAUCUUUGUGUCUCCAAACAAAAUAUUAGCUUUUUAUGAUAGAUUCUAUGGAUAUGCUGAAGAACCAAUGGGUCCAUCAUUCCCAUAUGAAGUUUUUGAUGUCUCCAAGUUCGGAGCCAGCCCUAACGCCGACUCAGACAACACUCUUGCAUUUGGGAAGACAUGGUGGGCAGCUUGCAACCACCAAGGAAGAUCAAAGUUUUACGUCCCGGAAGGUAGAUUCUUAGUGGGUGCGAUCCAGUUCAAGGGCCCUUGUCGCACUGAAUCAACCAUGGAAGUUGAGAUUACAGGAGAUCUAAUUGCUCCAACGGGCAUUAAGGAUUUUCCUUCGAAUCAAUGGAUUGGUUUUAGUCAACUAAACGAUAUCUUCUUGUACGGAAGUACUAACUUAGAUGGUAGAGGCGACGUCGAAGCCUGGAAACAAAAAAGUUGCGAAGAUUCCAAAUGUGACAAACUCAUAACGUCUCUGAGCUUGGACAACGUGUCAAAUUCGAUAAUCGAAAACAUUUCGUUAUCAAAUGCGAAAGGGUUUCAUUUGCGGUUACACUCUGCUAGCAACGUUACGGUCCACAACGUUAGUAUCAGCUCCCCAUGGGACAGUCCUAACACCGAUGGGAUCCACGUUCAUAGCUCCUCUUUCAUCAACAUCACCAACUCAACCAUUGGAGCCGGAGACGACUGCGUCUCCAUCUCAACUGGGAGUCUUGAUGUGCUCGUCUCCGGCACACAUUGUGGUCCAGGCCAUGGAUUCAGUAUUGGGAGCUUGGGGAAGGUUAAGAACGAGGAAGAAGUGAGAAGAAUUAAGUUUCAAAACUGCACCGUUAACGGAGCUGAUAACGGAGUUAGGAUUAAGACAUGGCCUACAUCACCGCCGAGCCAAGCUAGUGAUAUAACGUUCGAGGACAUUUUAAUGAUUAAUGUCUCUAAUCCCAUUUUCAUUGAUCAAGAGUAUUGCCCUUCUAAUAGCUGCAACACCACCUCUGCAUCGAUGGUGAAACUGAGCAACAUAGAGUUCAAGAACAUACGAGGAACGUACAGAAGUGAUUUCGGGGUGAAUCUGAAGUGCAGCUCUGUCGUGGCCUGUGAGAACAUAAUGCUUAUCGACGUCAAUCUCAAUGGUACUAACUCAACUUAUAAGACGCCGAAGGAGAAGUGGGAGCAAGAGAAAUUUAGUACGAAGGGUAGCCUUAAUGGCUUAGCGGUUUUUAACUCGACUUUUAACUAGUUAAAUAGGGCAUCCACAUCGCCUUGAAUCUCUUAUUUCUUAAGAAAUUGAUAAAAUAGUUAACUAGUUAGA